GGCGGAUUUAUUACUGAGAUAGAGGAUUUUAAUUUUGUGAAGCGGCUGUCUGGCGGACAGAGAGAAACGUGGACAGAGCUUCAAGUACAGAAAAAAGGGAUACUUCCUCGACGUUACUUUAGCAGAAUAACUCAAGGGAUCACAAUAACUGCUCAGUGGGAGCAAAUGUUUAAUUUAACCAUGAAAUGUCCCAUGAUCAAAUCUACAAAGGAGAGCACGAUGGAGAAAAGCUUAGCUGCUGCAGAAGCUAAAGUGCUUUACCCUAAAGAUUCCCCAAAGAAGGAGCCAUCCCCCAUUAAACCCCAGCAUUCCCCAGCCGGAGUGACCACUGAACUAUUCCCCAUCAAGAGUGACACCAGUACAGUUCACAACAAGGAAAACAGCACCAACAGGGAACAGGAUGGGAUCUCGGAUGAAUUUUUUGAAGACAGUGGUUAUUUAUCUUUGAUCAACAGUCAUAUUGAUCACCAUGUAGACGAGGAAGGUGAAGUUAUAGCUGGGAUACACCGGGGAAAGACUGUUUCAGCAAAUAAUUCCCCCACAAAAUGUCAGGGAUCGGCUAGACUCAGCCUUCCUGGGACCCUUUCGGUUCACACACCUGUAGAUCGACAUAAAAGGACAACGGGGGCUAUGUCGUCCACCCCAGCAAAUCAACACAGAUCCAACCUGCCCAUUCUACGUUUCCAGCAGGAUGUUUGUGAAGAGCUCGCUAAGAGCUACAAGAAGAAUAAGAGGUAUGACUGGAGUGUCAUCCCAAAGAUAGCAGAGGAUCAUCUUUUGGAUCGUAUAAUCGGAGGACAAAUUGGCCUAGAGCACAUCGACAUGUUUACAUCUCUGCUCGUCAGGAACAUGAAAAUCAUCCUGACAAACAUCCUGGCCAUGUUGGGAGACAUGGACCUAAUCAGUUGUAGGCAAGUGAGCAGGACAUGGAGGAAGAUCAUAUGUGAGGAUUCGGCAGCUAUGAGGAGGUGUCGACAAGCUGAGCAGGCACUCAGGGAGUCAAGAAGCUCUCGGAUGAAAACUGCAAGUGGUAUGACACGAGACCUCGCUACAUCCAGAGUGGUGCUGUCCUGCAUGCAGACACUGGCCUCUUCCAGCACCCCAGCUUCCUCUCAGUCUCCGUCCAGACAUAGCUGCAGGACGACUCGUCACACACCUACCUCUCGCUUUAGCGAAUAUUCACAGGUCGCCAGCAGUCUGAAGCAGCACGAGUCUCUGCGCUCUUGCAGGCGCUGCGGCUCGCCUGCAACCCAUUCUGCUGAGGUUCAGAGAGCCAGGUGUACCCGUUCCAACUGUCUCUUCGAAUUCUGCACUCGCUGUCAGGAGCCCUUCCACGGAUCCGCUCCCUGCCGAACGGUCAAACCUCAUAUGAACUGCAAUACCUCUAAGGUUACACCCAUCAUCGCGGGGGGCCCUCGCAGCAAACAGAGCGUCCGGCGUUUGUGAUAAAGCUUUAUUCUGGCUUUUAAUCAAUGACUUUUAACCAAGGCGGACAUCUCUGCUGCAGGGCUCUUUCUAGGGGCUCCUGGUCAACCUUGGACAGCUUUUAUGCUCUCAGCAUGAGAAUGGCAUUGACUGUUACACGGCUCAGAUAAGUACUUUAAGCAAUGCUUGGACAAUCAAUUCGUGGCCUGUGAGCAACUGUUUUAUUUGUUAUUUUUUUCCAAAAGAAAUACAGAAUUUAUAAUUGUAUAUUUUUAUCAUUUUUAGAGUCAAAUAAACUGUUUUUAUUUUAUAUUUUUUGACUUUUUAGUGUAAAUAAAUGUUGAUGGUAGUCGGUCUUGUUUAGGUUGUAUGUUGCAUUUGUAUAAUCUGUUCCUGUAAAUAGAAUUGUUU
This is a messenger RNA of Cyprinodon variegatus (sheepshead minnow), 1836 nucleotides long. It is a transcript of the gene fbxo5, whose product is annotated as F-box protein 5. Gene Ontology annotation, molecular function: zinc ion binding; protein binding. Lineage: Eukaryota; Metazoa; Chordata; Actinopteri; Cyprinodontiformes; Cyprinodontidae. Bases 166 to 1446 code for a protein of 426 amino acids. The transcript is spliced from 6 exons. Gene Ontology annotation, biological process: negative regulation of meiotic nuclear division; regulation of mitotic nuclear division. The record is from RefSeq and is a predicted model, not a curated record. Gene Ontology annotation, cellular component: nucleus.